GAAAAUUGUCAAAUGAAUUGUCAAGUUCACUAUAGUUUACUUUACAGUUUACUAUAUAGCUAUCCCUUUUCCGCUCAUUCAUCAUUGACAUUUUUCCGCUCAACUUUUCUGUAUUACAUUUUCGCUCCAAACCAUUCAUAUCUCGACUGUGUGUAAUCUAUUUGAUCGGAGCAAUAAAGGGGACUGUGCCAUACAAGAGAAGUAUUCUCCUCCAUGCGAGAUUCCCCUCAAAAUUGUCGAAUCACACAGAGCGAACUUUCCAUAAUGUCAAGUGCACGUCGUCAAUCGAAUUUAGAAAAAACCCAAAGUUCCACCGUGAAAUUGAACGAAAAAGAGCAUAAAAUCAAAUAUCAUUUGCCAAUAAAUCAAAAGCGAAUCUCUGCGAAUGUUUACAAAAUGUCCAAAAACAUUUCGGAUGAUUUAAAAAACAAAAUAGGAAAUCAAGUAGCUGGCCCCUCAAGCGCUGAGUCACCACCGUCAAUCUUUAAAUUGACUAUUGACUGUUGUGAUGAAAUAUUCGAAUAUUUGUCACUCGUCGACUUGAAUUCACUGGGUCAAACAUGUAUGGCGAUGCAAAAAGUGGGCGGUGAAUAUUAUCGACGAAAUUUCCAAGGGGCGGAGAAAUUCCUUCAAGAUGAUGGUAUCUACACGGUGUAUGCAGAUGAUGUGACAAAUAAACGGACUCGAACGUCAGUUUUUAACAGUGCCACCGAGUUUUUAUCGUAUUAUUAUGGAGAAAAGCAGCCACUUCGUUACAUUGAUUGGCACAUUGAUGAAUUUACCGCAGUCAAGCAUCUGUAUUUCGUGUGCAUUGGAUUGGAUAGUCAAAAAAUGGAACAUUUUCAAUCGUUUUUUCCCACAUUGGAAGUUUUACAAAUAAGACAAUGCAUAUUAUGGCGGGAUAAUUUCUACGAAAUACUGUUGGAACAAUGCAAAAAGCUGAAGCGUCUCUAUGUUCAGGAUGAUCUUGGGUAUAUAAUCUACAAUCGGGGAACUUGGCUUCUACAAAACUAUCCAACGCUUGAACACAUUGAAUUGACACCACGUGGCGAUGCUAAAAUCAAUGAAUUACAACAAUUUUUCGUGUUGAAUCCACAGAUACGAAGUUUUUGUACAACGUCCGAUUGUUUAUUUGCCAAUCGAAAUAGCCUAAUGGAGGUCGAUACAAAAUUGAAUUGGUUAGAAAUUAAACAUUUCAUAGCAAAUGCAUUUCAUAUGCGUGCAGAAGAGUUCAAUAUGAAUGCAUUCUGCAACCUAUUGAAUCAAUUGCAUGACCGUGAUUUCUAUAAACGAUUACAUUUCUUCGUCCCUGAUGUGAAUGAACAAUUUAGUGAUCAAUUGGUUUCGUUGCAUGGACUUGAAAAGCUUACAAUCGAUAAAUUUACUAAUUGUUACAACUUGUUGCAGUUGAAGCAUUUGAAAGAGUUGAACAUAUUUGGAUAUGCAAAUGCUGGGAAUUUCGAAAUUUUGGCCAAAAGUCUCACGAAUCUGGAACGGAUUCUUAUUCAAGAAGCCACUUACAAUGAUCUAUUGCCUUUCGUUCGACAUUCAGUCAAUUUAAAACACAUGAAAAUUUUCGCAAAAGAAGCUAAACAAUUCAAAGGGGAGACCAUUAACCUGGGAAAAUUGAAUCGGGAACGGGAAAAGCUAUUUGGAGCACGUAAAUUGAUCAUUUACAUUGAAGAUAACGUCUUUUUAGCCACGAAACGAACAGCAAGAUAUGGAGAUAUCAACUUGAAUAUGAUCGAAAUGAGACGAUCCAAUUCAAUCUGUUGGGACUAUGAUUAUUCUACUAUUAGAACAUUUCAUUGAAUAAUUUUUUUUUUUGAAUAAAUUUGAUGCUUUGUCAUUGCUAACAAAUUGAUAGUUGAUUGAAAGCUAUGAAUAAAUGAAGU
Sitodiplosis mosellana (orange wheat blossom midge) is the source of this 1895-nucleotide messenger RNA. RefSeq lists its product as uncharacterized. The transcript is spliced from 2 exons. The coding region runs from base 214 to 1812 and encodes 532 amino acids. NCBI's taxonomy places the organism in Eukaryota, Metazoa, Arthropoda, Insecta, Diptera, Cecidomyiidae. The record is from RefSeq and is a predicted model, not a curated record.